AUGACCAUCGGGGUUCAGCUCACCGCCUCUAUCUUCGACAAAAUGACUGAAGCGAUGCUCUGUUUCAAAGAAUUCCAAGUUGAUCAGGAAAAUGGGAAUGAGUACGGAGCAUCUGCAUCAUCGUUUUGGUACAAUCUAAGAGUACAACAUCCUUGCAGGGAAGUACCAAUUCUGGACUAUGAUUUAGCCCUAUUGUUUCAGCCUAUGCUCAUGCUUAGAAUCACAUUUGGUGUUGCUCUUAGUGUCGUUUUUCCCUAUUGGCUCAUCACUGUUCUCAUCAUCAUCCUCUUCUUAGGAACAUCUUCAAGGUCUUUCUUUAGGGGAAUUGAGAUGUGGAAAGAAGAGUCUAAUACUAAAGGUCUAAUUUCGUUUGGUGUCUUCUCUGGUGAUACGGUGGUAGUUGCCGACAAGGGUGAAGACGGUAGAGCUAAGAAAUGGCAGACUCUACUAGAAGAUGCCCCAGACCAACUGCCAUACAAGCAACUUAUAAUCACCAACAACCUGAUCGCCGACCUCGACAAAGACACAUAUGCUUGGUAUGUUCGACAUGAUGCAGGAAAACAUGCCAGCAGCGAUCGACAUAUGCAACAAAAUCGUCACAGACCACCCAACAACAUAACCAACCAACAUCAUCUGCUUUUGCCACCAGUUACCCAUCUAACAUCCUUGCUAAUGUAUGCAGAAUGUAUGUAA
Molecule: messenger RNA, 693 nt
Organism: Lactuca virosa
Lineage: Eukaryota; Viridiplantae; Streptophyta; Magnoliopsida; Asterales; Asteraceae
Source: the annotation of a GenBank genome assembly